AUGUCAUCUCUCAUGGGCACCCCCAGUGACCCCCUGUUGGCCAGUCCAGGAGGGAGGUUAUCCACAGCCCAGGAAGGUCUCUGGAGGAACUCACUAUCCAAAACUGUCAGCUUCCCAACGUCCACCACCCGGCACCUCAGUCACCGAGCCAACAAUUUCCAAAGACAGCUAAAGCGCCGGAAGCUGAUAAGACCUUCACCGCCUCCGCCACCCAACACACCCUGCCCCCUGGACCACCUGGACCUCAGUGAGCUUCCCCCCAGGCGUACCUUCCAAGAGCUGCUCUGCAAUGGCUGCAUCCUCUUUGGUAUUGAAUUCAGCUAUGCCAUGGAAACGGCGUAUGUGACUCCUGUGCUUCUACAGAUGGGCUUGCCUGAUCAAUUCUACAGCUUGGUGUGGUUUAUUAGCCCCAUUCUGGGAUUCCUUGUUCAGCCUUUCCUCGGAGCGUGGAGUGAUCGUUGCACAUCCCGGUUUGGGCGAAGGAGACCUUUUAUUUUUGCGUUGGCUAUAGGGGCUCUGUUUGGUCUAACUCUGGUGCUGAACGGACGGGACAUUGGAGGUGCGCUUGCUGACACCGCAUCAAAUCACAAGUGGGGAAUUGUCCUGACGGUGUGUGGUGUGGUCCUGAUGGACUUCAGUGCGGAUUCAGCCGACAACCCGAGCCAUGCCUACAUGAUGGACGUGUGCAGCCCAGAGGACCAGGAUCGGGGGCUGAAUAUCCAUGCACUACUGGCAGGACUAGGAGGUGGAUUUGGCUACAUUGUGGGUGGCAUCAACUGGGACCAGACACAAUUUGGAAGAGCGCUGGGAGGUCAACUGCGGGUUAUAUUCCUGUUUACGAGUAUCACCUUGGUGUUCGCCACAGCCAUGACUCUGAUGAGUAUCCCUGAACGGCGCCUACCAAAGAACAAAAACUCAAGUAAAGCUCAUCUAAAAAGCCCCAUCCUCCCUCUUCCUCCCUCUCCUCCUGUUCCCCCAGCUUUGGGACUAGAUGAGGAAGAUGAGGAAGGUCUUUACAGCUACAAUUUCUCAAAGUCUCACCCAUAUAACUCUGACCCUCUUGCCCAUUCUUGCAGUGCCAAUGCAAGGCUCUGUGCUGGCCUCACUAGCCCCAUAUCGCCCCUGAGCCCCCUCACUCCGAAAUAUGGCAGCUUUAUAAGUCGGGACAACUCGCUCACUGGCAUCAAUGACUUUGCCUCUUCAUUAGGAACCUCCUAUAUAGACAGUGUGCUCAUAGACUGCUACACAGGUCAGCAGACACCACAGGCCCUGGCCUCCAACUCCACCACUGUGCCCCUGCCUCCAAGGGACUCUCCUCUGAUGAGUCCACACAGGGAGCAGGGAGCCAUCCUGCAGGACAGACCCCAGGCCGACGUGGUGUCCUCAUCCAGCUGGGGCAGCUCAGGAUGCAGAAGCGCCACAGCCUGAGGGAGAAGUACAAUCCCAGGUCACAACUGGGGCUCAGCCUGGUGCAGGAUCACAUCGGGCUCUUCUGCUGGUAUCCUGAAGCGACCCCAGAGUCUUGCACUAAUGGAGGACCCCAUCGCAACCCAGAUUGUUGGGCUGGAGAACGGCCGCAGGAGAACAGUUACCUUCAGCCAGCAGGUUGCAAACAUUUUGCUGAAUGGGGUGCGCUAUGAGAGUGACCUAACUGAGAAUGUGGAUACUGGAGAUUCACAAUUGUCAAUAAGGCUGCUGUGUGUAGCCAUCUACAGGAUGCCUCCCUCUCUCCGGAGUUUAUGCACUAAUCAUUUCCUGGGCUGGCUGUCCUUUGAAGGCAUGCUGCUCUUCUACACUGACUUCAUGGGCGAGGUUGUGUUUAAAGGAGACCCCAAAGCACCCCAUGACUCUGAGGCUUACCAACGGUACAAUGCUGGCGUUAGCAUGGGCUGCUGGGGCAUGUGCAUCUAUGCAUUCAGUGCUGCUUUCUACUCAGCCAUAUUGGAGAAACUGGAGGAGCGUUUCUCUCUUCGCACUCUAUAUUUUUUUGCCUACCUGGCGUUUGGUUUGGGCACUGGCCUGGCCACACUGUCCACCAACCUCUACGUGGUACUUUCUCUCUGUGUCACCUAUGGGGUGCUCUUCUCCUCUCUAUGCACGCUGCCUUACUCUCUGCUGUGUGAAUACUACCAGAGCCCUCAGUUUUGUGGCUCAUCAGAGGAUGGGACCAAACGAGGGAUGGGGGUGGACAUCUCUCUGCUGAGCUGCCAGUAUUUCCUGGCACAGAUCCUGGUCUCUGUGGCGAUGGGACCUCUGACCUCACUGGUGGGUGGGGCCCAGGGAGUGAUGUACUUUGCAAGCCUGAUGUCAUUCGUGGGCUGCCUGUACUCCUCUCUCUGCGUGGUGUACCACCUGCCCCCCCCUGAGGGUGAGCCCCCCCGAUAGCGAGACCCAGCCACUAUUGGUGCACAUUUAGAAAAGUCUCUCCAUUUACUUUACCUCACACACGCAGUCUCAACGGGCACGCGCUUUCACGCUGUCGCGUGAGUGUGUUGACCUUCACAGCAGUCAUAGGACAAACACACUGCACAUCCUGCUGCACAUUGUACAGCACAAUUCCAUAUAUCGUUUCACACCAAUCGGCACUGCUCCUCUCAGAGCUAGACAGACAGACAGACAGACAGAAAUUGGCCACUGCUCUAAUACGUGUGUACAUGACAUAUAUUUUUUUGAAUGCGUGAUAUUUUUUAAUGCAGUGUGGGAUAAAUGGGUGUGAGACAGAGAGAGUGUGAGUGACCUCUUUGAGGUCAUACAAGCCUAAACAUGUCUUCUGUCUGAUUCUUUGCUGUAAAAUUGUGUUUCAUCUUUUCUUGCUUGUUUGUGUUUAGUAUAGAAAUGUUGAUCACUACAUACAAGCUAACCACAGCUUUCCCCCUUUUUCCUCCCUUUUAUCAGUUGCCUAAUGUCUGCAUGAGCUGCAAUGUAAUUCUCAAAACCUUUUUUGUAUUCUUUUGUUUGGUUAUACAGCCAAGGGAAUGUCUACCUGCCUGUUUCUCUGAGUUAGAAUAUUUGCAUCACACGAAUGAAUGAGCAGCCAGUCUCCACUCGCACUCACCGUUAAUGCACCUUCAUUAAUUCAAGAGCUCUUUAAUUUAGCAAA
This is a messenger RNA of Cyclopterus lumpus (lumpfish), 3100 nucleotides long. RefSeq names its product solute carrier family 45 member 1 (gene slc45a1). Gene Ontology annotation, molecular function: sucrose:proton symporter activity. Gene Ontology annotation, biological process: transmembrane transport. Gene Ontology annotation, cellular component: membrane. The record is from RefSeq and is a predicted model, not a curated record. NCBI's taxonomy places the organism in Eukaryota, Metazoa, Chordata, Actinopteri, Perciformes, Cyclopteridae.